Messenger RNA from Pistacia vera, 2692 nucleotides. Its product is annotated as PX domain-containing protein EREL1. Gene Ontology annotation, molecular function: phosphatidylinositol binding. NCBI's taxonomy places the organism in Eukaryota, Viridiplantae, Streptophyta, Magnoliopsida, Sapindales, Anacardiaceae. The transcript is spliced from 10 exons. The record is from RefSeq and is a predicted model, not a curated record. Gene Ontology annotation, biological process: protein transport. Bases 253 to 2400 code for a protein of 715 amino acids.
GGCCAGAGACUGACCAAAAGGACAAAACCGAAGCAGUUGGUGAUGACACGUCUCGCACGUGGCUCCAUCUCGACACGCUUGUUCUAAAUUCGUUUGUUAAACGUGCACCGUCGUUUACCACUGACUUGCCCAGGAAUUCAAUUUUACAGUUUCAUCUACCUUCCGAUCCGAUCACACAAAACUUUUAAUCAAAUGCUCAAUUUUCGUUGACAAGAAUAAAGUUGAAAGGCUAAAGUGACGGUGACGUUGACGAUGCAGAGUCGGAGUCCACCGAAGCACAGACACGAUGGGACUUCGCCGCUGCCUUUGGGGAUGGAUUGGAGCCCUCCGCCUCGAAAAUGGCACGGGCGAGACACUGUUUGGCCGCAUGAUCAUCGCACAGGAUGGAGUUACUGUGUCACAAUACCUUCGUGGGUUGUCUUACCAAAAUCAAGAGAUUCAGAUCCUGUAGUGUUUUACAGGGUUCAGGUUGGUUUACAAUCGCCAGAAGGGAUUACGACCACACGAGGAGUCUUGAGAAGAUUUAAUCAUUUUCUGAAGUUGUUUAAUGAUCUUAGAAAGGCAUUUCCUAAGAAAAAUCUUCCCCCGGCUCCACCUAAGGGACUGCUGCGUAUGAAAAGCAGGGCACUUUUGGAAGAGAGAAGGUGCUCUUUGGAGGAGUGGAUGACAAAGCUGCUGUCAGACAUUGAUUUAUCACGAAGUGUUUCAGUGGCAUCCUUUCUUGAACUAGAAGCUGCUGCGAGGUCUUCAUUUCAAGAUGUAAACCGCAACUCAUCAGAAGCAAAUACUUCUGGUAAUAGCACUGUUCCUUCGCUUAAAAUGCCUACCCAUUCAAGCUCAGCUCUUACUGCUAGUUCCUCAGUCACUUCAGAUUAUGGUAGUGAUACUGCUUAUGAGACAUCUGAGGUUGGAACUCCAAGGCUAGGAAGGGAUGAUGGUUCAGAAAAUGGGAUUGAGGAUCUAACUUUGGAUGAAGAUUUGACAAGUCCCAUAGAAAAGCUAGUGAAGUAUGGUAUGUCCAAUAUUGAUGAGGGAUUGUUCAUGGGGCAGACUAUUCUAGAGCAGCUUGAAGGUUUUCCUAGGCAUAAAACACAUGCCCGACAACCUUUCAAUAAUGUUUUAGGGAAGGAUACACAUAAUGGGAAUGCUUCUAAAGCUUCAUUUCUUGCUGGUGAUGGAAUGGACCUUUUCUCCGAAUCAGAGCCUGCUAAGGUAAUAGGUCACACACGAAAGCUAUCAGCUGAAAGUGUUAGAAGUGACACAAGUUCUUUAAGAGGUAGUGAAAUGUCAAACUCUGGUGUUCCAAAUUCAUCUAUUGAUGGCUCUGCUGACCUUCAUGGAUGUGCUGAGAUUUCAAGUACCAUGGAACUUGGCAACACAAAUCUGCAGUUUUCAGGUGAUGGACAAGUAGUUAUUCCAACGGAUCAACGCCAUAAAUUGAGUAGGACUCUUUUGACAAUGGAGCGAAGACUAGUAACUGCUAAAACUGACAUGGAGGAUCUUAUAGUCAGAUUAAAUCAAGAAAUAGCUGUAAAAGAAUACCUUAUGACAAAGGUUAAGGAUUUGGAAGUGGAACUUGAAACUUCUAAACAGAAAAGCAAAGAAAACCUGCACCAAGCUAUUUUAAAUGAGAGGGAAAGGUUUACACAAAUGCAAUGGGACAUGGAGGAGCUGCGGCGUAAAGCUUUGGAAAUGGAGUGGAAGUUGAAGUCAAGACAGGAUGAAAAAUCAGAUACAGAGACAACAAAAGAAUCCACAAGCCAGGAGAAAGAUGCAGUGUCACAGGAGUUGGAUGCUACUAAACAACAACUUGAGAUUUUGUCAAAGCAAUAUGAAGAGCUGGAAGUAAAGUCAAAAGCAGAUAUUAAAGUUCUUGUUAAAGAGGUUAAAUCUCUCAGAAGUUCACAUAAAGGACUGAAACAAGAGCUGAGUCGAGCACUGAAUGAAAAAUCUGAGACCGAGGAACUCCUUCAGCAGGAAAGAGAAACAAGUGACAGAGUAAAAACUGCUAGAAAAAAGCUGCUACAUAAAUGCAGGAUUCUUCAUAGCCGGUUUCAGGAAUGCAAUACUAAUCUACUUACUGAAAAUCAAGAUAAUUUUAUCUUAGAAUCUCCUUCACUAGCGGAUGCUUUAGAGUUGUUGACUACAUCUGAUGACCAAAUUGCCCUCCUACAUGCAGAGGCACAACAAUUAGUAGAGGAUGAUGAAGCUGCUUCUCAUGACGGCAAUGAUGAUACGGUAACAGACGAGGAGUUGAGGAAAAUGAUAACAGAUAUCUUCAUUGACAAUGCUAAGCUGAGAAAACAGGUGAACUCUGUGAUUCGUUGUGCCCUCGUGUCGAGAAACAAUGAUGAGGCUGCCUCAGAAAACAAUUCACUCAACAAAUCACCAGAAAGAUGAAAUGAGGAUGAAUAUUGUAUUUUUUUUUUUUUUUUUUUUAGAGUAUAAUGAUGCAGUCCUUCACUUCUAGAAACACAUGGGAAACAAUCAUUUGCUGUUUCAAAUGGUUGAUGAGGUCACGAAAACCAAUAGUUUUGUGUUGGAAUUUUGUGAUCCCACAUAUAUAAAGUCUUUAGAAAAAAAGUGCCUCUUACACUAUUUGUUGUAUUCCUGUCCUGUGAUGAGACUUGAAUAAUUAGUAUGAACAUGAAAAGAAAAUUAUUAAUGAAGUAGUACACACAUUUCUUUCGAA